AUGGACCACAGCACACCGGUCUACUACGAGGACCACCAUCAAUUCGAGGCGGUUCCCAUUGGAGACGACGAUGAAGAGUACCAAGAAGACCGCUUCUUAAGGCAACACUACGGUCGUCCCAACGCCUCCGGCGAGGGACUCGGCCUUGUCCACGAUGACGACGAUAUCUCUGAAAGCGACGACGACGACUAUAACCCUCUCAGUCAACGUCGUCGGCACCACCAGAACGGCAACAAUAGUCACCUCUACGAAGACGAUGACGACGACGACGAUGACGAUGAUGUGGAGGAGGAUGAGGAUGAGUAUAGUGAGUUGGAUAUGGACCAUCAUAGCAUUCAGCUGUUGAGUGGAUCGUUGUCUGUGCGGAGUCCGUUUUUGGAUGCCAUCCGUGAGGAGGAGGAUGAAGAGCCUGCUGCCUUUACCAAGCCUUCGAGUUAUCCUAGUUUUGGGAGUGGGAGGUAUCUGAAUCGAUUGAGUGGGGAUGGGUCGGCGGGUGCGUGGGGUGGGAGGGGUUCUCUUGGUACGUCAACUCUAGAGAAGCAACAUCAACUGCACCUCCAACAACAGCUCGAACAACAACAGCUGCUAGAGAAGCAGAAACUACAAGAGGAGCAGCAGCAGUCUGCUUUGCUGUCUGACCAGCAGGGGACCAAUUUCAACAACACAAACCAGAGCGACAAUGGCAAACCUCGUGGACCACGACCACCCCUAAUGCUCGGACGACCUCGUUCCAAUACCUCAUCUCUCACGAAGGUCGUUACAGGAUUCGACAUUACUUCUUCAUCCGCAUCCACAGCAGACCAGCAGAAACUCUCGAAAGAUGAAGAGGCCCUUCGUAACUCUCAAGCCUCGCCCGAGAGCACCAUGCAAGAUCUAGAGGUGAAGCGUGUCCUCGAGGGGGCUGCUGCCCUGGCCUCGGGUACCACCCUCUCCAACUCUGUGGACCCCUCCAAGUCUGCCGAGUCGACCCCACUACCUUCCUCAUCCAAAUCCAACCAAAACACCAUUUCCCUCCCCGGUGCUGGUGCCGGCGCGGACUCAAUGGCAUCAUUCGGAACCGACACCCAAAAGUCGAUGGACAACUUUUUCGGCAUGGUCAAGUCGGACCUAGACAAGCGUAUCCAAGAAGCGAUCCAAGAGGUGGAACAAAAGUUCCUCGACCGCGUCAAGAGGCUGGAGGAGCACACUGCUACUCUGGCUGGCGCACCUCCAGAGUUGCUACUGGCCAAUGCUUCGUCGGGGGAUGCAGCACCCAACGCUGGGUCGCUGAUGGAGUCACUGACGCGUCCUCUUCCUGCCCAUCAGAACCCCGGUGGAUCUCUGGCACUGAGGAAAGAGAUCCUGAGCCAUGUCACCGAAAAGGUUGGCGAUUUGGAUCUGCGCGUCAACCAGAUGGAAGUCCUUGUCUCCUACAAGCUUGUCGAUAUCGAAUCCAAGGUGAAAGAUCUGCAUGGUGCUCACAACUCGAUUGCCCAAAAGGUCCAUCAGGUUGCCAAAUCUCACAAGUCCAACAUGCAGGGGCUCCGUGCAGGAGACGGCGUCGGAGAGAACACCAUUAAUGCCGAGGAGGCUCGUAUCUCGGCCGCGAUGCAACCCUACCGCGACAUUGAACCCCAAGGUCCUAGCCAAGGCGCCAGUGCCUACCUCGAACCCUUCGAGGGUGGUAGCAAUGGUAAUGUCGGUGAUGGGAUCGUCAGUCUGCGAAGAGCUGGGUCUGCUCGUGAUGUUGGUGCCUCGAAUGAGUUGGUCGAUACGUCAUCGUCUAUUGUUGAGCUGCGACAUGAGCUCCAAGUGCUGGGUAUGCGGUAUCAAGAGCUGAAUGAUGGGCUGUUGACGGAUCUGAUGGGCCAGAUGCGUGAUGCAAAGUUGGUGCUGUUCCAGAGUGUGGAUGAGGUCGAUGGUCGGAUAAGCAAGCGAGUCGAUCGGAUUGAGGCCGAGAUGCAUUCCAAGCUGCUGAGCGAGAUUGAAGGGCGAGUUCAGGAACGCGUUCGAGCCAUGGAACAGACAUCAGCAAGGUUGGAAAAGUGCUUUGACAAGAUGGAGGGUCGACUUGGUGCCUUGGAGACGGUGUUGGCUUCGCGACGACCAAGACCCGAGAGCAUGUACCAACUCUUGCAACAGCAACUUCAGCAGCAGCAACAGCAGGAUGAAGAGAACGGGAUCCCACCUCAUGCGGGUACUUUUUCGGGCUUCCCCUCGAGUCCGCCACACCGGUCUGUCACGUCCAUGGUCUUUUCCGAUUCGGAUAUUAAGCCUGCGGAGACAUAUACCCGACCCCGGCGUCGUACUCUGGCCGAGAAUGGUAUCUACACCGACACUCAGCAGUCUCGUCAGAGUCAGGACGACAAUGCACCCUUGAUGAUGCUCGACACCUCUUCCAACUAUUCGACCGUCAAGGACAACAGCAGCUCUGGACUCAGCAGCAGCUACCCCAACAGCAACACCACCAACAUGGGCCGAGUCUCCACAGCACUCGAAGGGUUCGUCAGCUCACACCAAAGCAGACCCUCGUGGUCACCCUCCCGCGGUAUUUCAACCACCGCAGCCUCACAGACAUCCAGGAGCGAGACCUCAUUAGUAGCAUCACCCUUGGAGCGUGGUACGGUCAUUGGCAGUCGGAUGGGCACGAUCCACCCUGAGUACAUCCCCAAGACUACCUACGUCCCCACCACCCCUAUCCGAGAGCGCUUCUCCGACAGCCCCUUGUCUUCGACGCCAACAAGGAAGGGAUUUGACAGCGGCGAUCAAGAACCGUCUGACCAUGGUUCACGAGGUCGUAGAGUGUCCCUCUCUAGUUUCGACUCCAACAGUCUUUCGGCACUGAAACCCAUCAAGGCCACGGCCACUACCGCCACUGCUGCUGCUACUCCCGCCGAAUCGACUGCUACCUCCAUCGUCACCACCACUACCACAACGACUACCAUGACCACCCAACAGCACACUGCCAACAACACUGGAGGCCCUGCAGGCCGUGGCGGCAACCUCAGCGUCAAGUCUUUAUCCUCCUCCUCGCUCAGCGUAAAACUGAACAGCGCCGCCGGCAGCGGAGCCAACAGUCCCACCACCCCCACUCACACUGGAGGAACCACUGUAACAAAAACGAUGCAACGAGCCAUGACAUUCGACACCCUCCAAUCCCAAGCGGCAUCCGGAGCAGGAUCAAUCACGAGUGUCAAGACUGUCAAGACCCCCGUCCAAGGCCCUUCUUCCUAUAGAGACUUGCUUCAUUUCUGGAAGGCUGGUGGAAGUGGGAAUAGUGGUAGUGGUAGUGCUGCAGUGUAG
This is a messenger RNA of Linnemannia hyalina, 3282 nucleotides long. NCBI's taxonomy places the organism in Eukaryota, Fungi, Mortierellomycota, Mortierellomycetes, Mortierellales, Mortierellaceae. The record is from the annotation of a GenBank genome assembly.